AUGGAAGGCACAUUUAAGAUUGUUCCAUUUUAUACGAGCAUUUUUGCAUUUUAUUACGUGAUUUUAUCAUUUCGAAUUAUAUCACUUAGGAGAAAAUAUCGGAUCUCUCUUGGAGAUGGUAUACUCGAAUUCAUCGCCUUUAUCGAUCAAGAACGCACUAAAUCUCUACCUGAAGUGGAUUCGUCAACAAAAACGGCACAUCCGUACAGUCACGUGAACAUAGACUACACCAAACUUCGACAUCUUCAACGAACUGUUAGGGCGCAUGCAAAUUUUUCGGAAUACAUUCCAUUAGGGUUAUUAUCGAUUUUCUUUAUCGAGAUUAACAAAUACUUGUCAUCGACUUGGAUACAUGUUGCGUGUGGAGCAUUAUUAGUGUCGAGGAUUUGUCAUGCUGAAUUGGCAUUUAAUGACAAUAAUAAUAAGUUGGCAAUUAACAUCUGGAGACGAGUAGGAAUGGGCCUUACUUUUUUAACUUUAUUAAUUUCUGGAAUCAUUAAUGGAUAUAAUUUUUUCUUUUGA
Messenger RNA from Dentiscutata erythropus, 522 nucleotides. NCBI's taxonomy places the organism in Eukaryota, Fungi, Glomeromycota, Glomeromycetes, Diversisporales, Gigasporaceae. The record is from the annotation of a GenBank genome assembly.